Molecule: messenger RNA, 4633 nt
Organism: Homalodisca vitripennis (glassy-winged sharpshooter)
Lineage: Eukaryota; Metazoa; Arthropoda; Insecta; Hemiptera; Cicadellidae
Product: noggin-2-like
Exons: 2
Coding region: 133-894 (253 amino acids)
Biological process (GO): negative regulation of cell differentiation; osteoblast differentiation; dorsal/ventral pattern formation
Source: RefSeq, a predicted model, not a curated record
UGCUCGUGCCGUGCCAGCCUUGUGUCGUCUCUGCCUUGUGUCGUCUCUGUGGAAAUGUGUCGCGCCAAGUGAAAAUCGCCGACAAAUCAUGGAAUUGUUCUCGAACAACCGACAAGACCAUUUCUCAUAAAAAUGGAUGUAGGUGUUCUCCUGCUACGGCUCCUAAGUGUGAUCCUCCUGGUGACUCUCAGCUCGUGUCUGUCCGCCGACCAGCGGGCCUCGCCCCACGACCUCGGUCUGCGACCUGCGGCUCCCAACGAGGAAGCGCCUCCUCCGGACCUCAUCGAGGACACCAACAGGUUCCACGACCCUCGGCCGUCGGAGCUGAAUUCGACUCUCCUGAGGUACAAGUUGGGUCGCAAUUUAGAUCCGACAUUCAUGAGCAUCGUGAGGCCCAGGGAGACUCAGGACUUCUACAACCACUCCGAGUUCCUCUUCAGAAGAAACCGGAGAGGCCGCCUGGUACCGGUGGGUGACAUGCCUAGGUACCUGAAGGACAUGGACUUCAAGUUCAUCCGCCUUCCGGACGGUUCCAAACUCCGAACCAAGGUCACUGCAAAGCUGAAGAAGAAGCUCCAACAGUUCCUCUGGGCCUACACGUCCUGCCCGGUAUCUUACCGCUGGAAAGACUUGGGGCUGAGGUUUUGGCCUCGGUGGCUCAAGGAGGGCCACUGCGUCGCUGGGAAGACCUCCUGCUCCAUCCCCCCGGGCAUGAAGUGUCGGCCGUCCUCCACCGUCCAUAAGACCAUCCUCCGGUGGCACUGCCGCCCAAUGGUGUUCACCAACGCCGCCCUCCAGCCUCAACAGAGGUUAUGCCAGUGGAUAAAAGUGGAAUAUCCGAUAGUGACUCAGUGUUCAUGCGCGUCGCCUGGUACCAACAUGUCGUACUCCUGAGGCCUCCCUCACUUUACCUUACCCUUGUAUAUUAUCUAUAUGUAUUAUAUGGUUGUUUAUCAAAGCGUUGUAAGAGUUCGCACAAGGAAAGCUAUUACUGGAUAUCCAUCGAUGCGCUAAAGAAGUUUAGUUUGUAUAUCUAUUUAUUUAAUAUUUUUAAAGCCUAAUACUACCUCAUAAAAUAAUUUUUCAUAGUCUUUUACACCCGUGCAGACUGUUUAACUAAAUUUUUGGAAAUGAGCGUGUCCUCUUGUUGAUUUUAUGAUAGGAUAGUAAUAAAAGUUAUAAACGUGAUGUUUGAGUCACUGAAAUAAAUAUAAAACUUCGUAAAAAGUUAAAUGUCAUGACGAUUUGUCACAUAUACUAGACAAAAAUUCUCUACAUUUUUCACAGACCUUUGCAUGCUUCAAGUUCUGAGAAAGACAAGUGAUUAGAUGCAUCAUUCAGUUCCUGGAAUUUAAUUAUAAGAUAAACUAUUAUGCAUUAAAUGGUCAAAUAAAAAAAUUGCACAUUUCACGUGCAAACUUUGUAUAUGUAACAAUACAUCACGUAAAGUACAUUUCACUUUAAAUAUUCCAAUCAAAUUUUAUAUUUAUGUUAUACAAUAUGAUAAUAACUUCAAGAAAUUCCUAUUAAAAUUAACAAUUGGAAUUACAUAUCAUUUCUUACGGUGAUAAGACAAAACCUAGAUGCUCCGUUGUUUCAUGUAUUAUCGUAGUCUACAAAUAAAAAGUGUUAUUUAAAAGAUAUAAUUUAUUAGGAACCAAUUUGAGAUUUUAUUUUUUAAUGUUUCUAAAUAUAAAUUUGUCACACUUACUAAGUUGUUCCAAAAAUAAACUGAAAGUUAAAUAUAGCACCAAUUUUAUGUAAUAAACUUUCUUAAUAACUGCAGUCAUUAGUAUUAGAAUAAAAUAAAAAUCUAGGACUGACAAUUAAUUAGUGUGAACGGGGAUUUAACUAGAUAUCAACCACCUUUUCUACAGCACUAAAAGCAACAAACUAUUCAGUAAUAGUUAGGGGAAGAAGUACUCUGACAGUUUUAGUUAUUGCUUUAUUUAUGUAUUUACCAAUGAUAAGGCUGAACAAAUAGUGUUAAUAUUCUUGUAAGAAUUUAGUAUUUAUUUUUAAUAUUAAUAUUUUUCUUCAAUUAAGAUUACUUACAAACUGGUCUACACUUUGAAUAGUUCAAAGAAAGUACAAGCUACACUGAUUAAUUACCUAAUACGCUUACUUAGGGAGUCUUGAAUAAUUCAUUAAAAUACAUCAAUUAAGAAAAAUGUUUGCUUUAUGAAAACAGUUGUAAAUAAUUAAACAAGAAAGCGAAGAUGUUCCAAAUUGCAUAGGGUUGAGUCAAAAACAGUUAUUAAAAAUUGCUCAAUAGUAAUUACUUAAAUAUUCAGUAUCAUUUCUCAAUAUUAUCUCAAUGUAACAAUAACUUUAAUUAUGCAAUUCCUAAAAUAUAAAUGAAGUAUGUUCCUUUUUUAAAGAUUAAAUUUGGGAAUAUAAUUAUCAUAAGUUUAAUUUCAGGUACACAGUGAAGAUAAUUUCAUAUUUUCAUCAUUAAUGGAUGUUAUAAAUAUUGAAAUGUUUUGCUCACAGAGUAAAUUGUAAUUGAAGAACAUUUUAUUAUCAAACGUUACUCUUAUUUAUUUGUGUAAAUAAAUAACUCUGUAAUUGAUUUUUUGAUAAUAUUACAGUUCUGCAAAUCCCGUUUUGUGUGGUACAGGAAUAUUUUCUAUCAGUAAGUUUUUUACAAAUGUAAUAAUAAGAACACUGUAAUACAAACUACUCAAGAUUAUAGUAUGUAUGAUUAAUAGCAAUAGAUUAUAGAGCCUACCUUUAACCACAAAUGUUCCUUUGUCAUCCGACCACAUAUUUUAAUUCACACCGGCCCCUUAUGAGUCAAAAGACUGACUGUUUUGCAUCGUUUUAGGAGCACAUCUAGAUCGAAGGGACCUUGUUUUCAAUGAAACAGAACCUCUUCGAUAUUGUAACUAAUCGUAAAAUAUCUUAGAUUCUGUGAGUAAAAGUCAGAUUUGUGUCCUAUAAUUAUGUUUUGUGAUAUGUAUGCAUUUCGGCAACAAUCAGACUAUUUUUCUUAACAUGCAAAAAUAUAAAAUUCGAAGUGAAAAGGUUCACCACAAUUUAUUGGAAGUUCCCAAGGUUUACAAACACAGCCCUCUUGUACACUGAACUAGUACUAUAAAAAAGUACUUGUGCUGCAGUACUAUUAUAUAUUUUCUGUAGGUCCCUAGAGUUAAGACAUUGAGUGCAGUGUAACAUUUGUGUAGAAUAUUCUUAAAGUCUUUGUUUAUAACUGAUUUACAGUAAACAAACAAUAGACUGAUAAUACUACCUUGAUAUUGUGGUAAGACUUUCAGAUGUAAUUGAUUUUACCAAAGUGACAUCGCUUCAAAAACGUGGGGAGGUUGAUUUUGAGUUUACCAAACCUAACCACAAGUUAUUAAUUUAACAACCCAACUCCAAGUUUUAAGAACUCUGUGCAUCAAUAAGGGAUUGAAAAAGUUUUAAUCGUAACUUUAGAUGAACGUCUAAAUGACUUUAAAUUUUAAGGAUCUUAAUAAGACUGCACCAGUGAUAUAUAUGAGCUAAUCCUAAAUUUGGUGCAAAAUGAAAUUUGUGCCAUAGGGUGUCCAACACCCUUACCAAAAUCUUACCACCUAAAUUACUCUUAGUUCUUAAAGUGUUCAUGAGAAGGUGGAAAAUCUUGAACAUAAACACUAAAUAUGGAAACAGCAUGUUAAAAAGAGUGGGAAAUGUUCCAUAUUUUGGAGAAACAUUUUAGAAUGUGAACAAUUGAUAUUAGUUGAUAUUCAUUAUUGAUGCCAGAACAAAUAAUAUUAUUUUAAUAUCGGCAUUGAUUGAAAAAGAUAAUUAUUAUUUUUAUAUUCAAUGCACGCGUGUAUAACGAUCGUAUCUUUGUUUACUGUGAACCAGUUUCUAAGAAACAAUCUAAUGAAUUGAAGUACAAAUAAAAAACACGGAGCCAAGAAUGUGACUCCUGUUUUAUAAUACUUUCUACCCCAGUUUACAUAACCGAUCUGGAAUUUUCAGAAUAAAUGAGUUACAGUAUUUAACUCGUAAAAUAAUUUCUCAUACCUGUAGCCAUCCAGUUUUUCAGCUAUUGCUGUUUUUCACUUUUGUAUUAGUUUUAAUUCAAUAAAAUAAAAUCGUAUCAACACCAAUUUUGCUCAUUGUUGUCCAAUUCAUUUAAAAAUAAAAUAAGUAUAAAUAGUAAAAUUAUGUUCAACCUUAUUGUAAGAACAAUUGUGUAGUGAGCUAAUGUAUUAAGAGUCAGAAAGUGUGUGUCAUCGUCUAUUUAUUAUUUAUGCUCUGUAAGAAAAAUUAAAUCGUCUCAGAUGGUUGUUCUUAGAAGACCAGUGUUAGACUUGAGAUUGAUAUUUUAAGUUAUUUUCUGUUCCAUUUUGCCAGUUUCGUAAUUUCUGAUCCCUUCAACCCUCAUCCGGUUCCCUCCAUUUUUUGUUAUCUGUAUUUCCACAAUUUCCACAGACUUAUCUGUUACUUCAUCCCAUUCCAUGAACCCCCCUCUUGUUUCCCCAACAUCCAAGGGACACCCCUGUGUGUUCCAUUCAUCAUGUAUCUAGUCUAACCACAGUAGACAUAUUUUGUACAGACUUCAUGCUAUGCAUCCUGACACAUUGAAACACUACCUUGUAUACUACACCAUAAUUAAUUGAUUAAACUAUUUAUUAUCUUA